Molecule: messenger RNA, 1268 nt
Organism: Tetranychus urticae (two-spotted spider mite)
Lineage: Eukaryota; Metazoa; Arthropoda; Arachnida; Trombidiformes; Tetranychidae
Product: protein arginine methyltransferase NDUFAF7, mitochondrial-like
Biological process (GO): mitochondrial respiratory chain complex I assembly
Cellular component (GO): mitochondrion
Molecular function (GO): protein-arginine omega-N symmetric methyltransferase activity
Source: RefSeq, a predicted model, not a curated record
UUGGAUCAAAUUUUGAGAGCGCAUGAACUUGAGCAUAUCUGAACACGAAUGACUUCUUCCAUGGACUACAUGAAAUUAGUUUUGACAGCCCCAUCUAAUGGAUUUUAUAUGAAGCAAGAUGUUUUCGGUCGUUCAGGACAUUUCACAACAUCCCCAGAAAUAUCCCAAAUAUUUGGAGAGCUUAUUGCAGUUUGGGCUGUCAAUGAAUGGCAGAGGUUCAAUAGCAGUCGACCUUUGCGUAUUGUUGAACUUGGACCUGGACGAGGAACCUUAGUCUCUGACAUUUCACGUGUUUUAAAUAAAUUCAGUCAUACAAGAGAUCAAGCCUCACUUCAUUUGGUUGAAAUUUCACCUUACCUGGUCCAAUUACAAGAACAAAAAUUAUGUGGUAAUGUUUCUGUUCUCGGCAAAGAUGAUUUUACCAGACAUGAUUCUUUAACCAAAUUGGGUUUACCAAUUACAUGGUAUCGAUCAUUAGAUCAAGUGCCUGAAGUGCCAGGUUUCACUGUGUACAUUGCUCACGAAUUUCUAGAUGCUUUACCUAUUCAUAAAUUUCAGAAAAAUGAAUCUGGUGAAUGGAGAGAAAUUCUUGUCGAUAUUGAUGCCAAUGAAGAGCUUCGUUAUAUUAUAUCAAGACAUCCUACUCCAGCCAGUAAACUUCUCAUUACUCACGACCAUGACUUGAGUUUGGACCAUCUAGAGAUUUGUCCUGAGGCAGCAUUAACUGUGGAAAAAAUUGCUGAAAGAUUGAAUAGGAAUGAUGGUUGUUUCCUGAUCUGUGAUUAUGGUUAUGAUGAUAAAGAGAAAAAAUCAAGAGAUACUUUCAGAGCAUUUCGUAAUCACAGUCAAUGGGAUCCUCUCAAAGAACCAGGCUCAGCUGAUUUAACAGCUGAUGUUGAUUUUGGUUAUCUUAAAAGGCAUGUUGGUGAUAAAUCGCUUACCUAUGGGCCAAUCGAUCAACAGACAUUUCUCAAAAAUUUAGGAAUAGCUGUCCGACUAGCAAUGCUUCUUCAAGCAGCUAAUGCUGAGCAGAAAAAAGAUUUAAUCUCUGGAGCUAAAAUGAUUCUUGAUGAUAUGGGUUCGAGGUUCAAAUUUAUGGCUAUGUUUCCAAAGCUUUCCAAACAUUUAUUUAAAACUGACCCACCUGGUUUCUCUUCUGUUUAUAGUCCAUUGUGAUGAACCAUUUAGUAUUAAUCUUAUUACCAGUGCCAUUCUUCAAUUACUUUAUAACAACUUUUCGAUGCUAUUUUUGAGCUUCAAGAUAUUAA